AUGGACGGUCGGUACUUUGCGGUUCUCGCGCUCGCGGCCGCUCUUCACCGGAGCCAGGGUCACUGGGUCGACUUUUGGCUCGACAACCGGCGCGUUUACGGCCACUUCUCCGCGCCCCUCAGCCCUUGGGCCCAAUUGGACUUCGACGUCGAGUUGUCUGCUCAUCUGCUCUUCCGUCUCCAGGUGGACCGGGCUCGAGAACACCUUCGCCAGCGCCGGCCAAUCACGUGGCCCCUCGACGACCCCCUCGCCGCCUCGGACCUGCUCGCGUUGCCAAGUGACGUGAGCUACCGCGACCGGCUGAGUCUGGACGAGGUGUACCUCAUCAACUUGCCGCGACGGCGCGAUCGUCUCGCGCUGAUGGAGUACGCUCUGCACGUCUACGGCAUCGACGCGCGCCUCGUCGAGGCGGUGGACGGCGGCGCGAUGAGUUCGAGUCUGCUGCGUCGUCUGCUCAACCUCACCCAACUGGCCGGCUACCGAGACCCGUUCACCGGACGCACGAUGACUCGCGGCGAGGUCGGCUGUCUGCUCAGCCACUACGGCGUGUGGAGCGAGCUCGUCGCGUCCGCGUCGCUUCAAAGGGUGCUGGUGCUGGAAGACGACGUCGACUUGGUGCCCGGCUUCCGGACGCAUCUGAUCUCGGCGCUGGCCGAAGCCGAUCGCCUCCAGCCGCGCUGGGAUCUCGUCUACUUGGGCCGCAGGCGCAUGGCGCCCAAGUCCGAGUCCGAGUCCGAGUGGCCGCAGGCCGAACAGCCCCUUCGUGGCGCCCACUUGCUCCUCCGGCCCGGCUAUUCCUACUGGACUCUGGCCUAUCUGCUGAGUCGACGAGGCGCGCAAAAGUUGCUUGCUGCUCAGCCGCUGCAGCACAUGCUGCCGGUGGACGAGUUCCUCUCCGUCAUGUUCGACAGACAUCCCAACGCCGACUGGAGACGCCAGUUCGCCACACGCGAUUUGGACGUGCUCGCCGUGGACCCGGUCAUUGUGCAGCCGCUCUUCACGAGGCAAGACGCCGAGUACCAUUCGGACACCGAAGCCUCCGACCUCUUCUAG
Molecule: messenger RNA, 1053 nt
Organism: Protopolystoma xenopodis
Lineage: Eukaryota; Metazoa; Platyhelminthes; Monogenea; Polystomatidea; Polystomatidae
Source: the annotation of a GenBank genome assembly